UGUUAUCUUUAUAAAAGCUCGUGAAUUGUUUCGUUUUAAUAAUUGAUAAAGCCCUUUUAACAAUAGAAUCAUUACCUAAGCUGAAUAAAUCUCCUUAGUCAGAUAAAAGGAUGAUAAUAAUGAGGAGCAGACGAACCACCUAUUUUGUAAAUAAACCCUUGAAUUGUAAACCAAUAACACACUUCUUAAACAAUACGUACGCAGGUACCUCUAUGUAUAUUUUGUUAAACAAUGGGCUUCCGCACCGCAGGUACCAAAUUUUACCUCUUCGACUCACACAAUGGACCCACAUAUAUCUGUACAAAAUUUUACCUGCUCGACCUAACGCCGAAUAGUAUAAAUAUGAAGAACUUUUCCACUCAACAUCAUUACAAUAUCAGUUCCUGACACUGAAACAUCAACACUUUCAACAACUUACAAUUGUGGAACUAUCCCUAAACGGCAGUGCAAAUAUUAAAAUGGAAGACAAAUCGUCGGAAUUGUCAAAUAUGGACUUAUCUCUGAACAACAGUGUGAAUAUAAAAAUGAACAACGAGUCCUCAGAACUUACAAUUAUGGAUCUAUCUCUGAACGGCAAAGCGAAUAUUAAAAUGGAAGACGAAUCGUCGGAAGUAGCACUCGAUUUACGAAAACCCAACGUAAAGCGCCGACGUGAAUUUGAAAAGCAAUUCAAUCGUGAAGAGAAAAAAUUAAAAUUGGACGAAAUCAUUCUACCAGACCAAGAAGAGACACCGCGCAAUGAAGUAGACACAGCAACGGUACAGAAUUUACUUUACCUUAAUAUGCUUCAAACAAUUAUGCAAACAAUACGUAUGAUGAGAGAGCCGGUUAACACUGAGUUUCAAUCGGUGUUAUCGCAUCCAAUGAGUAACGACAAUGUUGAAGGCGAUUAUAGAAUAAUACCAUGCACAAGUAUUAAAGCAGAGCCAAUAAACUUAACGAAGACCUCUACCACAGGAAACUCGUUCGUUGAGACACUAUCGUCUUCGUCGAUGCAAUCAGGGCCUGUCAUAAAUCAAGCCCCACAUGUCAGUGAGGGCAUCAUCAUUAAACAAGAACCGACGGAUCAGGAAAACAUAUCUCCUAAUGUUUCGAAUACGGAUUACCAAAGCUUAAGUCCAGAGAAUGAGGAAUCGCCUGAUGUUGAAAUAGGUCCAUAUGGCACACGUGUUUCUAAAAAAGAUUUGGCGAAAAUAAACGGUAUGGAUGUUUCAAUAGCCACGCGGACACUAUUGACUUUAAUCUUUGACCGGCAGACUUUAGCGACACACACACUCAGUGGCAAACCCUCGAACAGAUUUUUGAAAUCUAACCGCCCACUAAAGCCUCAACUAGACCAAUUUAAAGUAGCAGACAUAACAUAUUAUGUGAAGCGAGUGUUCAACUGUGCGGAGCCAGACAUACGACACACAAUUACUAUGAAGUGUGCUGAAAUCGACAGAAUUGUUAAAAAGAGAAGAUUGUCCAAGACUAAUUUAGAUUAGUUUGUGUAGUAUCCUAAAUAAAUAUUAUAUGUUAUUGUAUGUUUUUAUAUAUGUAAGAGUAGAAAUAUAUAAGAGUAGAUUUUGUAUUGAUUAAUAAAAUAUGAAUAAGUCAAAAAAAAUUGUGAUAAUAUGAAGAUUCUUUCUACAUAAUGUCAUCGACAAAGUUCCGCAAAAUAAGUGUAUAAUGUAUUAGAUAAGCCUGAGGGCUAUUUUUUGCAGUAAAAGUUAUUCGGUUCUUCGUUUAUAUGUCAAAAUAACUUAUUUAACUUCCUUAGGUUGGGUUCUUCGUUCGUUCGUCAGUCCGUCCCUACGUGCCAUAAGUGUGGUAAAAAGGAUAAAGUGGAUUUUGUGCGUCAAUUCAUUACUAUGGAUAAGGCUUGGAUAUAUCACCUUGAUCCUAAAUCAAAACAAGAGGCUAAAGUGUGGUGUGAACCUGGUGAUUCGGCUUCGAAACGAGUUCGUGUUAGGAAAUUGGCUAAGAAGGUUAUGACAUCCGUUUUUUUGGGAUGCUAGAGGAAUUUUGUUUGUGAAUUACUUGCAAACUGGUAAAAUAAUUAAUUUUGAAUAUUUUUCCAACUUUUUGGACCAAUUGAAGGCCAAUCAGGACAAUGUAUGCGUGGCGAGCGUUUUUCAUUAAAUGAAGAGGUCAUAAAAGCUGUUGAAGCAUAUUUUGUAGACCUUUUGGGAUUCUGACUUCCGGGAUAGAAUCCACAGAUUGGAUGAUCAUUGGAGCAAGUAUAUUAAUAUUCAGUAAGAUUAUACUGAAUAAUAAAGUUCAUUUUGAAUCAUGAACUUGCGUUUUUUCUUAUCAAACGGCAAAACUUAUUGAAUAACCUGGUAUUUACCUUUCUCUUGUGCUAUUCUAACCCUACAGAGUAUUAUAGUUUUGUUCACCUAACGGUUGUUAAUACCACCUAAAGCUAAGCGAGACAGAUAUAGUGUUACAUAUACUUAUAUAAAUGAAGGGGGUGACGAGAAAAGUUGAAAUCCGGUUAACUGUGUGUCUGUCCGUUCGUCUUCUGGGCGACUUUGCACCGCAUAUAUCGGCCAAUAUGUGAGUUACCCCUUAUGAACAUGAAAGAGCCUGUUUUACUUAUAAGAGUGCAUCUUUGUGUCUCAAAUAGAAAAAUUUGAGAGAAAACUCCUAUAUAACUAAUAUCAGGAUUUUCGAACCUCCGGCUCGUUUUACUCUAUAUGAUUGGUUUUACACUUUAAAACUAUUUCCCUGGCUUUGAUUCCUGCAAGUUGCAACGGUAUAA
Messenger RNA from Bactrocera dorsalis (oriental fruit fly), 2743 nucleotides. RefSeq lists its product as uncharacterized. The record is from RefSeq and is a predicted model, not a curated record. Gene Ontology annotation, biological process: negative regulation of Notch signaling pathway; positive regulation of neuron differentiation. Gene Ontology annotation, cellular component: nucleus. Bases 459 to 1484 code for a protein of 341 amino acids. The transcript has a single exon. NCBI's taxonomy places the organism in Eukaryota, Metazoa, Arthropoda, Insecta, Diptera, Tephritidae. Gene Ontology annotation, molecular function: DNA binding; transcription corepressor activity.